AUGAGUAAACCGCAUCUUCGGCUUAGCCCCAGGGCCCUCAGCCCUGCGAGGUGGAGAUACACCUGCUGCCUUUGCAUCCCGUUCCAGCAGCAGCAGCAGCAGCUGCAGCAGCAGCAGCUGCAGCAGCAGCAGCAACAGCAGCAGCAGCAGCAGCAGCAACAACAGGAGCAGGAACGAGCUUUUUGCAGCAGCAGAUACGCACAAGCGGCGUUACCCUCACUUACUAAGGCUAACAUCACUUGUUUUGGGGUGUAUAUGCACCUCAACAGCGCCCAGACACUUCUAAGUUUAUCGAGCAGAAGCCGCCUUCACUGGUGGGAUAUUAAGCCCUCUGGGGUGUAUAUACAGCUGGGGCUGCGCUCAGCCUCACAGCUUCCUCGUCGCUCUGUUUGUAUACCUGCAGAUACAGCUGACAGGGACCAUGUUCUGCUUAGUAAAGAGCGCUUAGAUCAGCUGCUGCUGGCAGAGAUAACAGAAUUUGCUCUGAGGCCCUCGCGGCCCCUCACCUUGGAGCAAAUAGCCUUCCUUAAUCAAUCGCAGCAGCAGCACCACCAGCAGCAGCAGCAGCAGCAACAGCAGCAGCAGCAGCAGCAGCACGAGCAGGAACGACAGGCGCAGCAGGAUGAGCAGCAGCGACAGGACCAGCAGCAAGCGCUGCCUGAGGUAGACAGCAGCAACCGCAGCAGCUCAACUCCUGCUUCUGCUUCUGCUGCUGCUGCAGCAGUAGAUUCUGCUGCUGCUGCUGCUGCUGUUGCUGCUGCUGCUGCCCGUUCCACUGCUUCUUGUCGUGCAGUACUAUCAAUGGAUGAUUUAAGCGGCCUGGCAUGCCCCUCUGGGGGCCUCUCUGGGGGCCCCUCUGGGGGCCCCUCUAUGAGCGCCUCUGGGGGCCCCUCUAGGGGCCCCACUAUGGGUACCUCUGGGGGCCCCUCUAGGGGCCCCUCUAUGGGUACCUCUGGGGGCCCCUCUAUGGGCGCCUCUGGGGGCCCCUCUAGGGGCCCCUCUGGGGGCCCCUCUGAGGCGCUUCGGUACGUGGGGGCCCCCCUUCAGUCGAUAUCUUUUGGCGAGUUUUUGCAUCAUGAGCUGCCUGUUCGCUUUGCUUCGCGAGUGAAGCAGCUGGAGGCCCUUCCUCUCUUUCAUACGGAGCCCUUAGUUAUGCAUGUACGUGCGGCCCCCCAGUUUAGAUAG
Molecule: messenger RNA, 1185 nt
Organism: Eimeria acervulina
Lineage: Eukaryota; Apicomplexa; Conoidasida; Eucoccidiorida; Eimeriidae
Exons: 2
Coding region: 1-1185 (394 amino acids)
Source: RefSeq, a predicted model, not a curated record